UCGUCUGUGUCCACGUGGCAACUUGACGCUACUGGAAUCCGCCGAGAGCUGUGAAAUCCCGGAUGAUGUCGUUUGCCCAGUACACACAAGGUACACUGACUCUCUAUGGGUGAACCCAUACUUCGACUGUGAUCUUGGUUUUACCUGGAUGGUAACCUAUGCAGCACCAGUGGCAGUGUACCACAACAAAACAGUACACUAUCUGGGAAUGGCUGGAAUUGAUAUUGAUCUUGGGAGGAUACAGAUCAGCCAAUGCUCUGCCAACAUAGCGAACUUUACAGGUGCAAACGUGUUUGCAGACACAAACAUGUGUGAUCUGGCUACGUCACAGUGUCAAACCGUCAUUGACACGAACGAUUUUAAACUACGCGAUGGUAACUAUGUGUGCAAGUGCAAGGAAGGUUUCUACUACCCUCAUUCUAACAACUCUGAAUCCAUCAGUGGAUUUCAGCUGUCGGAAAGAGUGCGCAAUUUGAGCGCUAGUUCAUGCGAGGCAGGUAUUCUCGCUGAGCUGCAGUACUUCAAGUGCGAGAAGUGUCCCAAUCGCUGCCGGACAUGCACAUCCAGCCAGGACGAUUGUCGCUACAAGACAAAGCUAGCUAUCGUGCUUCCGUUUCACAUUGUCAAUAGUCUAGCAGUGGUCCUCAUCGUCGCAUUGCUCAUCUAUGUCAUUGUAAAACGGAAGGAGGCCCCGAUUAGGUCGGCAAGCUGGCAGUUCUUGGUGGUGAUUCUGAGUGGCUGCUUGUUGGCAUUUGCUGGCCUAUUUGGAGAGAGCCAGACAUCGAAAGUGACAUGUAUCAUGUUCCACUGGACAGUUGAAGUUGGAUUUGCCCUGAGCUAUGGCAGCAUACUGCUGAAGAGCUGGAGGGUUGAACAGAUCUUCAGCAACAAGGCCAUGAUCAAACCGCGUGGUAAGACACGAUUGACGAACAACGACCUAGCUCUGUAUCUGGUUGUGUUCGUUUUGCUAUUCUGUGUUGUGCUAUCUGUGGCAACAAGUGCGGAUAUAUUGACAGUCGAAGAAGACAAAGAGAUCAUUGACCACCAGCCCUACUACUUUGAUCGCUGCAACGAUAAGAGCUUCAAGUACUUCCGGCUAGUAGUUCAUUUGACUGUAGUAUUGUUUAAUAGUUUCCUGUGCUUCAAGGUUCGACGAGUACUAAGUGAUCAUGCGGAGAGCCGGGAGAUCUCCAUCAUUGUCUACCUGUCGAGCCUGAUUGAAAUCUUAGUGUUCAUUGGCAAGGCAGUGCUGGAGACCACACCUGAUAUUCAGUAUGCAGUGCGGUCUCUGGAGGUGUUCUUCCAAUUUGGCGUCAUGCCAGCCGUUCUUUACUUACCCAAAGUCCGGCGGGUCGAGUGGCCAACCAAAGAGAAGCUAGCACUCAGCAAGGCCACCACAGCUGAGAUGCGUUUGAUGCGCGACACCUGCGCUACAGCGCUCCGUCGCCGCGGCACAGUCUCGCUGGACUCGGUGCAUCGCGACAGCAUCCUGGACUGGGCACAGCAGCACCCAGACUCUGCGCCGGGAUAUGCGUUUUCAAUGAAAGGUGGCGAGCAACGCCGUCUUGCCAGUGAGUACAAUUCUGCGUAUGAUUCAAAACCAUCUCUACGCGGCUUGAUCGGGUAUAUUAGUAGAUCUGUAUUUUUACUACCACGCAAAUCCACAGGCAGUGGUGAUGGUCAACCAGCGAGAACCCAACGUUCUCAAUCGUUACCACUGCGGUCUGGUGCUGCUUCACUUGUAUCACGUGACUGUCCUAGAUCAUCUGGUGUGUCAUCAUUGGUCGCAAAGAGUUCCAUAAGCUCGUUAGGAACCAUAUCCGAGGCUUCUGAGAAUCCACCCGUCACUUCCCUCUGCCCUCUUUCUUCGACCAGUAUCACGACUAAUGAAGACGUCGUCGUAUUUCCAGCCUGCACUAGCAGUGCUGGCUUGAGCUCGCUCACAACCAAUAGCUUUGAGCUGGAGCGGCGUCACAGCACGCCCGCAAGAGUUGGCGUCUGCUCCAGUAAAAACAGUGGCCCGGCUGUCAUUGUGACCACCCAGAUGAAAACUAUGGCUACCUCACCGACCUCACGAUACAGUGAUGUGCAAGAGGUGGAUGAAUCAGAACUAGUGUUGCCGUCGCCGGUGAAGAUUACAGUGACCGGUACUCAGGAUAUGGAGGAGGCCAUAGUGUGAUUGGUGCGAUUUAGUGCUCUGCUAACUUACCAGGUACUGGGAAAGUCAUAUAUAUAACGAAGUGCUAACUCUAGCGAGUUAGCGAGGAGAAAUCUGUAGUUAAAAUAGAAAUCGUUAUACAGAAAUCGAUACAUAUACUGUCCUAUUGAGCGUUGAGAAUGAGUGAGUGCACGUAAACUAGUCAAUUUUGGGAAAUCGUUAAAUAUGCGCCUCGUUAGAACAAUGGCUUUUACAGUAAGCACCAGAAGUAUUUCCGCUGAGAGCCAACGCCUAUCAUAUUUUAAUAAAUUGCUGUUUUUAGUUCAACAAGUUCUAGCUAUGUCAUGGUUGUUCAUAGCUGUUAUUUGCUUUCAGAGUACUGCACACCGACAUAUUCACACUACAACCGGUUGGAAACUCUGAGAACAUUUGGUGGCACU
Sycon ciliatum is the source of this 2598-nucleotide messenger RNA. RefSeq names its product G-protein coupled receptor 179-like. Bases 149 to 2179 code for a protein of 676 amino acids. The record is from RefSeq and is a predicted model, not a curated record. Gene Ontology annotation, biological process: G protein-coupled receptor signaling pathway. The transcript has a single exon. Gene Ontology annotation, cellular component: membrane. NCBI's taxonomy places the organism in Eukaryota, Metazoa, Porifera, Calcarea, Leucosolenida, Sycettidae. Gene Ontology annotation, molecular function: G protein-coupled receptor activity.